Morchella importuna is the source of this 489-nucleotide messenger RNA. RefSeq lists its product as uncharacterized. The record is from RefSeq and is a predicted model, not a curated record. The transcript has a single exon. NCBI's taxonomy places the organism in Eukaryota, Fungi, Ascomycota, Pezizomycetes, Pezizales, Morchellaceae. Bases 1 to 489 code for a protein of 162 amino acids.
AUGAAGCACGUUGUAUACUUGGGAAUCCUGAAAAAUCUUAUUGAGUGGCUGGGGGACUUCCUCAAGGACCAUAGUCGGUUGGAUGAAUUCAACGCCUUAUGGACGAGCAUGCCACCUUACCCAAGAUUUACCCCACCGACGAAGCCUUAUCAAGCGGUCAGUCAAUGUCAGGGGAAAGAGAUGCCCAACUUUCAGAAAACAAUCCUACCAGCCCUGGUGUCUGCCCUCAGAAAUCUUUCUUCUACCCAGGCAGAGCCAUUCAAGAAAACAUUUCAAUGCGUACGGGCAUUGGUCGACUGGGGACUAGUCAUCCAAUAUGGGUCUCAUAACGAGUUGAUGAUAGACAUGUUGGAAAGCUAUCUCAUUGCUUUCCAUAGGACGAACUUGAAGGAUAUCUUCAGGAAAUAUCGCGCGACUAGAGAGACUGACAGACUUGUGGCAGAACGACGGAGGGAAUUGCGCGAGGAAUAUGAUAUUGAGUUGGUGUAA